CGCUCUCCUUUACCCCCGUUCUUCAGCACCAAGUCUAAAGACCCCUGCUUUACAGAAAACACUCCUUUGCUGAGGAAUUUCUCACAAGAGAAAGGGCCACGGCGCAUGCCCGUUUGCCAUCCGGAGUCCAUCACUGCUGAAGAAUCUUGGGAGAGCAGCUCGGCUGAGUGGGAGGGAGGAUCCCUGCUGGCAGGUUCUUCUGGAUCUGCCUCCCCAGAGAAGGGAGAGCUUCUGGACAGCACUCCCAUCAGGUUCCGCCGUCUUUCCAAGCUGAGGUACUGUGUGCGGUGGCUGAAAGUCUCAGGCCUGUUUGUCUUUGUGGUGCUGUGCACUGUUUUAUUUAGCCUGUAUCCAGAUCAAGGGAAGUCCUGGCAGUUGUUGGUGUCACCACUGGAAAGCUACUGUAUCCAAACCUACUCUGAGACGGACAGUCGCCCAUUGUUGACUCACAAAGUGAAGAGAUUCGAGAACUAG
Vicugna pacos (alpaca) is the source of this 474-nucleotide messenger RNA. Lineage: Eukaryota; Metazoa; Chordata; Mammalia; Artiodactyla; Camelidae. The record is from RefSeq and is a predicted model, not a curated record.